Molecule: messenger RNA, 2446 nt
Organism: Tetranychus urticae (two-spotted spider mite)
Lineage: Eukaryota; Metazoa; Arthropoda; Arachnida; Trombidiformes; Tetranychidae
Gene: Rep
Product: Rab escort protein
Biological process (GO): small GTPase-mediated signal transduction; protein geranylgeranylation; vesicle-mediated transport
Cellular component (GO): cytoplasm; nucleus; cytosol
Molecular function (GO): GDP-dissociation inhibitor activity
Source: RefSeq, a predicted model, not a curated record
CCGAGUAACUAGGAAAUUAACAUCGGUUUCUGGUUACUCUAAUCAAGAAAGUCAGUGAAGAGUCUCGACUAAAGAGUGUUUUUUUAUUUGUUUGACAUAAUGGAACCAGGAUUCGAGGAUGAAUAUGAUCUUGUAGUGAUUGGUACUGGUUUAACUGAAUCAAUUGUUGCCACUGCAUGCUCAAGAAUUGGUAAAAAAGUUCUCCACCUUGAUCCAAAUGAUUAUUACGGAGACCUAUGGACCAGUUUUACAUUCCCACAAUUAGAUGAUUGGGCUCGACGUCAUGUUCAACUAGCUGGAGGUAAGAAUCUACCAGACAAUGGUUCACAACAUCAGCAGCAACAACAAUUCCAAUCUCAACAUAAUCAUGACCAAAAUAAUCCAAGUGAAAAAGUGAACAAUCAAACUUCAAAUAUUGGCAUCAGUUUGAGUAAAGUUAAUCUAACAGCUGGUGAAAUGGUUUAUCCAUGGGAGUCUGGGAUAAAUUUAAUAUCAAAUGUUGAACCUGUUUCUUACAUGAUAAAUGAAGCACCAGAAAAACAAGAUCUAGACAAAGCAACGGAGGAAGAAGAAGAAGACGUUGAAGAAGCUGAUGAUGAAACGGAACCUUGGACCUUUGAAAAGUUGUCAACAGAAAGGAAUUGGGGCAUUGAUCUUGUACCAAGACUUCUUUAUUCCCGUGGAGCCAUGGUUAACCUGCUAGUUUCGUCUAACAUCUGUAGAUAUCUUUCAUUCCGUUCUAUUGAGCGUAUCCUUUCAUGUUUACCUGGUACUGAUGAGUUAAUGGACGUGCCAUGUACUCGUCAAGAUAUUUUCAAUGAUAGUUAUACUUCACUGAUCGAGAAACGAGUUCUCAUGAGAUUUAUACAGCUUUGCUUGGAACUUGAACGUCGACCAGAUUUGAUUGAAGGAUUUGAAGGUUUUGAAGAGCAACCCUUUAUUGAGUACCUUCGAAGCAAAGGUUUUACACCUCUUCUCCAACAUCUUGUUCUCAACUCAAUUGCCAUGGUAGAUCCUACAACCCCAACUCAAGAGGCUAUGGAACAAUUGAAAAGAUUCGUCAGUUCAUCCGGAAGAUUUGGAAAUACUCCUUUUCUUUUCCCAUUUUAUGGUUGUGGUGAGAUUCCACAGGCAUUUUGUCGACUCUGUGCUGUAUUUGGUGGAACUUAUUGUCUCAAGCGAACAAUUGAUGGAGUUGUUGCUAAGGAUGACGUUAUUAACAGUAUCAUCGUUGGCUCUCAGCAAAUUAAAUGCCAAAAUCUAGUCUGUAGUCUAUCUAACGUACCUAAAAGUCUUCUCGUCCCUCGCCAAGUUACCAACAUUUCUCGAGCUAUCUUCAUUUCUUCUGGUUCCGUCAAAGAUUCUCAAUGUGCUGGAUCUUUACUCCGCUUCCCUGGACCUUUUCCAAUUCUCGUUGUUGAAUCCUCAUGGGCAAGCUUGAUUGCCCCAAAGGGUAUUUUUGUAAUUUAUGCAUGGUGUGAUUCAUUUACUGGAAAUGCCAAAGAAGAUUUACUCCCAAUCGCUCGUAAAUUAUUCAACUUUGAAAGUGGCGAUGAAAUGAAUGGUAAACCAAAAUUACUUUGGUCAUGUUUUUACAACCAGGCCACAGUGGACUGUUCAAGUAUAACUGAUAAAUAUCAGAAUCUCUAUGUUACUUCACCUCCAGUUAAUGAGCUUGAUUAUGAUGUUGCUAUUGAAGAGGCAAAAUCCAUUUUCGAUACUUUAUUGCCGGAUGAAGAGUUUCUCCCCAGAGCUCCAGAUCACGAUGAAAUUGUAAUUGAAGGAACACAAACUAACCAAGAAAUCGAUCUGGACUAACCCUUCCCUUGCAACUCUCUACUAUUGUGAUUACAAUCAAAUUUUUUCCCUUCUCUCAUUCACUGGAAUGAUUUUUUACUCUCAACUCUUUUUUUACCUUACCUUUGCUUUGCGCUAUUUAAUCAACUAUUUAUUUAUAAUAUCAAAUACCAAGACCAGACUAUUACUACGCUAACCUGAUUAUUUUUGUCUCGAAUUUUCUUUCCUUUUUCAUUCCAUUCGAAUGAAAAUUCUAACUCAAUUUUAUAUUGAACAAACAUUCAAAUCUAAUUUAAUCAAGAUUUACAAAAAUCAUUCAACAAGUGGAGAGGAUGAUUGAUUGUUGCCAAAGCUGAAUCAGCUAUUUUUAACAAUUGUAUUUCAACAAAACAUAAAACAAAUGUUAAAACAAUGAACAGAAGACAAAGUAAUAUCUUCAAGAAUCUUUUUUUAUACAUUUGACGAAUCAAUUGGAACAAUUUGUAACCUGUUUUUGUCCAUAAAAAAUAAAAUUCAUUCAUGAUUAGAUAAUCUUGGAUUAACUGAUCACUAACAUUAUAUUGUAAUAAAGCACGAUGGAUUUACCGAUCAAAGAAACAAAAAAACCAAGCAAAGUAAAGUAAAAAUAAACCAAUUUUUUUUUGCAAAA